UAUUAUUUAUACUAAGUUAAACUCUCAUAAUAUAAGCCUUGAAUUCUGUAAUACAACUUUUUAUUGUUGCAUUAAAGAUUGCGUUGUUAUAAACCCUUUAAUAUUGAUAGAACUGCUGUUUACUUAUUUUUGACUCUCACAGUAUAUUUUAUUCUUUGUACAAUUUUCUUUAAUCUUUGCUUGCAUCAUCUCAUAUUUUCAUACGAUCAGGGAUUUAUCCGGUUUCCGGCCUGUUUGAAGUAAACAGCGUUUGUGCGAUCAUUUUAUUUUUUGAGUUCACAUCCUUUUACGUUUUUGAAAUUACUGUGUUUAAGAUUUUUACAAUGCAUAGGCAGUACGUAAAUAGUGCCAAUAGUUUUAUUUAUGUGUGCGGAGAACUAACUUUUAAAUCGCAAAAACGUAAUUUUACUUAUUUUGGUGUUAAAGUUGGGGAUUAAGACAAAGCAUGGACCCCUCAUAUCUGUUGUAAAACUGGUGUAAUACUGUUAACAGCUUGGUUAAAAGGUUCAAAUCGUGAAAUGCCCUCUGCAGUGCCAUUCAUUUGGAGAGGACCUAAAGACCAUGUUACAGAUGUUCCCACGUCAGUCGGGUCUACGAAAACCGGAACGGACCCGGAUUUUUAUCCGGCCAAGGACUGUCAACUCGGCCGAAUUCUGCCGUUACAACAACAACAAUCAUGUUACAGAUUGCUAUUUUUGCCUCACGAAUAUUAAAGGAUUGGACCGAAGUCUAAACAGCUUUAAGACCCAGUGAACGAACUCCAAAAGCAAAAUAUCGCAGAAAACAUAGCAAAAAACUAUAUGUGAUAGAAGAAAUAUUUAAAAUUUUUUAUAAAAUAUGCCUGUAAGUUAUGCGAUACCAGCACUUCCUUCCAAUUCAUCUCAGGAUGGAAUUCGAGAGACUAUGUUAUAUAGUGGAUCAAAGUUUAAAGGAUUCCAAAAGUCUCAAGGAAAUUCAUAUGACGUGGAAGUUGUUCUACAGCAUAUUGAUUUGCAAAAUUCAUUUUUAUGUGGUUAUUUAAAAAUUAAUGGACUGACUUUCGAAUUUCCAACUCUGACAACAUUUUUUGAUGGAGAAAUAAUAUCGAAGAAAUAUCCAUUUUUAACCAGAAAGUGGGAAGCGGAUGAGGAUGUGGACAAAGGGCAUUGGAGCAAAUUUGCCGCUUUUUCUGAGUAUGAAGAAUCAUUUAAUUCAGAUAAUUUUGACUUUAAAAAAUUGGCGAAUAGCGACUAUGUAUUCAUGCGAUGGAAAGAACAUUUCCUAGUGCCAGAUCAUACGAUAAAGGAUAUAAAUGGGGCGUCUUUCGCUGGAUUUUAUUAUAUUUGCUUUAUAAAAUCUACUGGCAGAGUAGAAGGUUAUUAUUAUCACCGCUCAUCAGAGCUAUAUCAAUCUAUUGAAUUAGAACACAUACCAGAAAAUUCUUCAGAAGUGUACGAAUUUAGAUAAAAUUAAUCGUGUAAUUUAUUUGUUAAGCUAUAUGUACAAUAGAUAUUUAUCUAAUAACAAUAAUUCUAUAUAAUUUGAGUAUAUAAAUUAUUAUUAUUUCUGUCUUCUCAGCCAAUAAUAUUCAGGAUUUCUUUAGUCAACAGUGCAUAAUACAAAAGAUAGAAUAAUCAACGAAAUCAAGUUUGCUCAGUUGUUUUUAAACAGAAGUCGGCAUAACGUUACAUUUCUAUAGUGUAUUUAUACUAUCGCCAGUAAUGUGGCCGUGCGGUAAACGUAAUCGUAUACCCAAACAAAUAAUCUUGCCUAUUUUUAAAAUUUGGAGUUAUAAUAUUCGGAAUAUAAUUAAAGUAAAUGCUUUAUUACACUCUCGUUCCACAAAGUAUAAUAGUCAUCGAGAUAGAUAUGGAGACAUAAUCGUUACCUAAAAUCUAAAAUAACGUAACAUCAAUUUUCAUAAGUUUACAGGCGAAGGAAAAAUGAUAUAAUAGAAACCACUCAUAAAAAUAAAAUAUGAGUUUUGGUUAUAUCAGAUAGUGGAGGCGAAAAUGCUACCCAUAUGUAAUAUGAUGUAGUGAAUCAUAAGCAAUAAAACACUCAACCUCGAUUUUUUUGA
Messenger RNA from Bactrocera latifrons, 2059 nucleotides. RefSeq names its product glucose-induced degradation protein 4 homolog. The transcript is spliced from 4 exons. Gene Ontology annotation, cellular component: GID complex; extrinsic component of membrane. The record is from RefSeq and is a predicted model, not a curated record. Lineage: Eukaryota; Metazoa; Arthropoda; Insecta; Diptera; Tephritidae. Gene Ontology annotation, biological process: protein targeting to vacuole; proteasome-mediated ubiquitin-dependent protein catabolic process; protein catabolic process in the vacuole. Bases 838 to 1446 code for a protein of 202 amino acids.